AUGUUGUCCGACCUACAGACGGUUAUGGAUAACUACUACGAGUUGAACGACCCGUCCCAGCGGCGGAACUCGGUAGAUAUGGUCGUGAACUAUCUUGCGGACCGAAAGCUUGACGAUGUUCGUGGCAAUCUGGACGCCGCGCUAGGAUUACUGGCAUGGUGCGAACAGGAAACCGUCCGAUGGGAAGAAGGAUUCGUCGAGGCUUUCGUACAUACCGUCGGUAUGAUGACCGAAGACACGAUCCAUUCAGCAGCAUUCAAGCAAAUCUCGCCUGUUACUCGGCACAAUCUCGUAAAUGCAUACAACUCCCUCCAGCUCCGCGUGCUGAGUGCCGAAGAACAGCUCACAAAUUUCGAUUUCACUGACAUGUACACGAACUUACUAGGAACCCAAUCUGCAGGGCAUGUCUCGAAAGACCAUCCCGCCCUGCUUGCGUUCCGGAACUUCCAAUUCUUUCUCUGGCAGUUCUACCAACGCACGUAUGGGGAAUGGCCUCCUCCCCCAUCAAGCGCAAAUCGGCCGAGGGGCAACUCUGGGAUCACGCAAAACAAUCCUGAUGGCCGAGCGAGCUGGUUGUCCAGGACCAUUGCCCUGCGAUUACAAGAAGAUUUCGGCGCCAUGUAUGACUAUCUCGUGGAUCGCAAUGCGGCGUGGGACGCGGACGAAAUGCGCCCGUCCCGUAAAUGGCAGAUCGUUUCAACAAAGCCACGGUCAGGGUCAUUCGAUGCUGAUGUUGGCGGCUUCCCAUUCACGGAUAUGGUCGUGUCCUGGGACCUACGCAAAGAUUACCUCCAUAUCCCCCAUCCACUCCCAUUACUCCCGGUGUCACGGGCCUCGCUGCAUGGCGAGACUGGAUUGAAUGGGAAUGAAAAGAAAGGGGCAAAGAACAAGUUCUUGGGUUCGUUCGGAGGGUUUAAGAAGGGGAAAGCAGUAACGGUGAAGGAUCCAAAGGAACAGUUCCAGAUAAGUUUGGCGUUCAAUGGAGCGACCAAUAUCAACAGGUUGGGAACGACUUUUGAAGAAAACACCUUGCUUGACUCUCUGUCAUCGUUCGAAAAGUCGCCUCAGAACGGAAACCUUCCUCCAGGCGAAGCUCGUCUCGGCCGUUGGCUUCUUCUAUACGGCAUCUUGCAAGUCCUGUCCACCAUCUCCGUCGAUGUCUCACCACUACGAUAUACCCAAGGCGUCUCCUACUUCCUCAGCCCGCCCCUCACUGGCUGCCCGCCCUGG
This is a messenger RNA of Eremomyces bilateralis CBS 781.70, 1230 nucleotides long. RefSeq lists its product as uncharacterized. NCBI's taxonomy places the organism in Eukaryota, Fungi, Ascomycota, Dothideomycetes, Eremomycetales, Eremomycetaceae. The annotation marks the transcript as partial. The transcript has 2 exons. The record is from RefSeq and is a predicted model, not a curated record.